Closterium sp. NIES-67 is the source of this 249-nucleotide messenger RNA. NCBI's taxonomy places the organism in Eukaryota, Viridiplantae, Streptophyta, Zygnematophyceae, Desmidiales, Closteriaceae. The record is from the annotation of a GenBank genome assembly.
UUAAAAUGCGAUUAAAAUUAAAUCGCGCGAUACAAUUCAUCGCAUCGCGCGAUGAUUAUAAUAAUAAUAAUAAUAAUAAUAAUAAUAAUAAUAAUAAUAAUAAUAAUAAUAAUAAUAAUAAUAAUAAUAAUAAUAAUAAUAAUAAUAAUAAUAAUAAUAAUAAUAAUAAUAAUAAUAAUAAUAAUAAUAAUAAUAAUAAAACAUCGCCAUCGCAAAAAUGCGAUUAAAUGCGAUGCGAUGCGAUUUUUU